CGACAAGCGGCGCGUUUGUUCGCGCGUGUUUUAUCCCGCGUAAGUGUAUCAUGUGUGAGAAACGUGGUAUGUGCACGGGUAAACGACAGGUGCCUCUUCUGGUAGUGACUACGUUGUUAGUUGGCGUGCGGCCGGAAUUAGUCGAUCCGAAUUUCAAGGAACCAAUUGCCAAUGUAACUGCUCCAGUUGGAAGAGAAGCAAUUUUGUCUUGCGUGGUUCAAGAUUUAGCUGAAUACAAAGUGGCAUGGCUGCGCGUGGACACCCAAACGAUAUUGACGAUAGCCAGUCACGUCAUCACGAAGAAUCAUCGAAUAGCAGUCUCUCACAGCGAUCACCGGACGUGGUUCCUCCACAUACGAGAGGUGAAAGAAUCCGACAGGGGAUGGUACAUGUGCCAGAUUAACACCGAUCCGAUGAAGAGUCAAACCGGUUACCUCGAGGUUGUAGUUCCACCGAAUAUUCUGGACUACCCAACCAGCACCGACAUGGUGGUGCCGGAAAACAGUAAAGUGACUUUACACUGCGAAGCGACAGGAUCACCGGCGCCAAACAUCAUCUGGCGACGCGAGGAUGGCAAGUCGAUACUCCUGGGAAACGGGACGAAUGUUAUCACCGUGGAGGGGCCAAAUUUCAAUAUAUCGAAGGUUGAUCGAUCGCACAUGGGUUUCUAUCUUUGCAUCGCGAGCAACGGCGUGCCACCAUCGGUCAGCAAAAGAAUCAUGCUCACCGUCCAAUUUCCGCCCAUGAUUUGGGUGCAGAAUCAAUUGGUGGGCGCCCAGGAGGGACAACAGUUGACUCUCGAGUGCCUCUCAGAGGCUUAUCCCAAAUCCAUCAAUUAUUGGACAAGGGAUAAGGACGAAAUAGUUCCGCAAGGGGGGAAAUACGAACCAACAUUGGUGGACAACGCGUACAAGGUUCAGAUGAAGUUGACGAUAAAUUCGGUCGGCCCGUCAGAUUUUGGAUCGUACAAAUGCGUGUCAAGGAACGCAUUGGGGGACACCGAUGGCACCAUCAAAAUUUAUCCAAUCCCAUCCUCGAAUUCUACCGGAAGUACGACAAGAUACAAAGGUAAACUGAGGCAUAAUUCGGGAAACGAUAUUUUCGAAGGAAAUCAAGAUAUGUUGAAAGAAAGAGAUCUGAAGUUACGUGGCCGGAAACAAACGAGCGGAAACGAGGAGGACGAUUACGAGGAUUCGGGCGCUGCGUCGAGCAAGAACUCUUUCAGCUUGAUUUUCGUCUUGGCCACGUUCUCCAUUUACCUCCGCCAUCAUCACCCUCAGUUAAGAACGUUGCAUCCGGCUUGAGGAUCGGCCCGCGUCUCGGCCAAUCAUCAUCGGAUCCUCCUUUCGAUCGCGAGCCAUCGAAAAUUUGUAAAUCCACUUAAAAAUCCAUCGUCGCUCAGGGACUCUAUAUUUCGGGGAUAAAAAAAUUUUAUCGAAUCAUCAUCAUCCGCGCCGACCACACUCAUCACAAUUGUAUUGUAAAAAAGACAUUAUUUAUUAUUACUAUUAUUAUUAUUAUUAUUUAUUAUUAUUAUUAUUAUUGUCAUUGUGUAACGAUACUAGCUAAAUUGUAAGUAUAAAGGAUUAAAAAGAUAAAAAGAAAAAAAAAAAUAAGAAAAAGAAACUGUAAUUUCGUAGAGUUAAGGAUGAAAAUAAUCAUUUUUCAUCAUGGCGGGCGUUACGUGGCGAGCAAUAAAUAAUAGGAGAUCCUGUUCUGGAAUUGAAUUUAAUAGAUGUGCAACGAGAGUCUGGAUCAUGCUCAAAUGGUGAAUGAUAUUUCGAGCUAGUCAAUAUAGAAGUUUAUUCGUUGCUUUCGCUCCGAUCACUUGCGUUUAGGUAUAUAGUUUAAACGUGUUUUACACGUUCAUAUUUAUUUUUUAAUUUAGGGCUAUGAUAUAUACAUUUUUAAUCACGAUAUUUUGGUGUUAUUUAUAUCAUAGGUAUUAUUUAAUUGACGAUUGAAGGCGAUUAAUUAAUCAAUUAAUUAAUUUAUUUAUUUAUCAAAUUCCUUAUUUUCUUUUCUUUUUUAUAAUUAAAUAAAAGAUAUCACAAAAAAGUGAAGAUAACAAUAAAGAAGAUACAAAGACAGGGAUUACGUCUAAAAUUUGUAAAUUAUUUACAAACUUUUUAUCAGAAUUUUAAUAACGUUUAAAUAUUAUCGAAGCCGAACAGGCUUUCUCGAAAUAAAAAAAAUCAAAUCAUUCGUUCAGGUAUAUAUAUAUAUAUAUAUAUUUUUAACUAGACAAUAUAACUAUAUUCACUUUUGUGCUUUUUUUUUUUUUUUUAUAAAAUAGUUACUAAUCCUAGUUUUUUUUUCUCUCAUUUUCGUUUCUAGAUGGAAAGGUCGUUAAGAAUAUAUACGUAUAGAGAUCUAGUUAGAGUCGAGUAUUAUAAAUAAUAGCGAGCGCUUGAUAAAUAGCAGCAAGAGCCUCGAUGGAAGCCUCCAGUGAUUCGUAUUCGUACCAAUGAAAACUUAUAUCGAAUGAGUAUCGAUAUGCAUUCGUGUACAUAUACAUAUAUACGGCAUAUAUAUGUAUAUUAUAUAUGAUUAUACAUAAAAUACAUAUACUGUAUAUGUAUAGGAUAUGUGUAUAUAAUAUGACUAUACAUAGUAUUUUAGAUUAUAGUGUUAUUCAAAGACUGAGAGUAUCGUUUCGACGCUCUUGAACUGCAUCAAUAAAUAAUGGUAAUAUAAAAAUGGCGGCUGAAUACAACCCGAUAAAGAUCAUGGAUCAGUGAAGAAUAGAAUCCUUUUCUUUUUGUGACAUAACAACAAAAAUUGUAUAACGAGUUUUACGAAUUUUCGAAGUAUAUACAUAUAUAUGAAACUUUAUCGAGGGGAUGUGCUGAUUUGGAGGAUUGAAAUCAGAAAUUGUAGAAUUAGAACAGAGUUUAUGUAAAUCAGCUCGUUUCGAUGCAAUGUAUUUUCACUAUUAUUGAUAGAUAUGAAAUAUUUUGUAAAAUUUUUUCAAGAAAGGCCUAAACUCCACCGCGCUUUUCGUUCUAUCCAGAUAAUUGAAUUUUAAACAAAAUAUUUUACAGAUCUUACGAAGCAGAUAUUUUCAAAAUUCAAAUUUUUAUUUUUAACCGAUCAAAAAAAUAUUCCAAAUAAUCCUCUAAACUAGUAUCAUUUCUUUGAUACUUGUUGAUCGAUCGAUCGAUCGAUCUAUCGAUCGUGAAAUUAAAUAAAAUUCUUCGUUUCGUUUAAGAAAUUUCUACUGAUUCUAUCGUUCGAAAUUAUAAAUAUGAACGAUUUCAAAGUGUACAUGCAAGUGCGUUAAUAAAUUUUUGUAAUGAAGUUUCUGUCUGGGAAGAUUUAGAAAUCUCAGAUUGAACAAAGAAAAGUCAUUGACUUUUACUAUAUAGUUUAUAAAUAUAUAAUACGAGUCAAAUGUAAAUUGAAACUUAUAGGCUUAAUUAAGUAUAGAUUUUAUUAAAAAAAAAAAAAAAAAGAAAGAAAAAAAAUAUACGAAGGAAACGUGUGAAAGCUUAUAUAGAUUUUAGAAUUGAAAAUUUUAAUAUAAAAAAAUUAAUAGAUGUACAAUAUGUUGAAAUUGAAUACGGUACGACGAUAUAUAUUUCCUUUUAUUGCAGAUAAUUAUUCGGAUAAUUUCUUCGUUUUUAAUUUGCCCAUAAAUCGACGAACGUUUGAAAAAUUAGCAAUAUUUCAUCGAUUCAUCAUCAUCAUUUCUCUUAAUAUAAUACAAUGCAAUAAUGUUCAUUCGAUGCAAAUAACAUCGUGCAAAAAAAAAAAGGAAAAGUUCUUUCAAUCGAAUUUUCACUGCCUUCUCGACUAUAAUAUUUAUGGAUCGAAUCAUCGAUUGUUCGAUGAGACCACGCCAGCUCGUAAAUGUAAUGUACCUUAUUUGAAUAUUUGAAAGAAAGCUGAUUAUUCGCGAUUUUUAGAGCAUAAAUAAAAAGGUAAUACCAUAUGACUGUGAGGCAGGAUAAAAAGGAUCGCAGGUAAUGUCACGGACAGUGUAAUAUUCCGCUUUGGGAUCGUUCGCAUAUCCCUUUUCCAGCGAUCGUAAAAAAAAAGGGGGAGGAAAAAGAGAGGAAACGAAUUUAAAAUCUUUUUAUUAUUCGAUGAUGUAAGACAUAUCUAUAAGGACACAGUUUUUUUUUGGAAAAUGUGAUCGUUUAUUUAAUAUCCUUUGAGAGAAAAUAAAUUAUAUCUAUUUUCAUUUUUACGAGAGUGAUACGAUAAAAUAAAAACUCGAGAAAGCUUCGAAUAUUUGGAACAAUAAUUUACAUUCGCAAAUAUUCGAAUGGGAGGAGGUCGUCUUUUAAAUAAAUAUCUUUCGUUAUAAUUUCAUCCGAUUUAUGAUUCGUGAUAAUCUUUUCCCCUUUCCGUAUUAUUACUAUAUUUUGAUUAAAAUUUUUAAUCUCAAACUUUUCUUUAUUCCGUUGGAAUAUUCGUAUAUAUCGAACCUAGCAAGUGCAACAAUAACAGAAUUUCGUUCGAUCGAAAUUCGAUAAUUUUGAGCGAUCUGUUAAAAAUAAUAAUAAUAUAUAUAUAUAUAUACAUAACAAUUACGCGCAGAAUACGACAUACUUUUAUAUCAUCCGCAUUGUAGAUACCAUUUGUAAUCAAUGUUGAAUGAUCGAUGUAAUUAUUGUGAUGCGAAAGUGAUGCGAGUGUCGAAAGCGAAUUAUUUGUAUGCUUGUAAGUAGAUCCUAACAAUAAGUGUAAAACUGAGAGAGAUUAAAUUCGACGAGAGUAUAGAGAUGAGAAGAAAGAUGUAACGAGUUAUACACACAAUGUACAGAUAGGCUGCAUUUUCCUUGCUAAGUAGCGGCGUGACUAUAUAUGCCUCUAUAACAUAUACUAUUGCUCAUGAAUAUACGCGACUGAGAAUAAAUACGAUUCUUAAAUGUACACGUUGGAAGAGAAAUCGUUAGUCGAUAUCAUCCUAUCGUUUUGUAAUAAAUUUGUCUCCGACGAAUUUUCUUUGAAUUUUCCAAACGUAAUAUUCGUCGUUUGGAAAUUGGAAAGAAUAAUUUUAGAAGUAUAUAUAAUAUAUAUAUAUAUGAGAGAACGAAAUGAAAUAACGCCGUUAAAUCAUUUGUUUUAUUAUUACUUUUGCAAUAUGGUUGCGCCAUACAUCGUGCUUUCGGCACGCAAUCUAGUCUUAUAAGCACCAUUGAGACCAGGAAAUUGUCCACUGUCCGUGUACACAUGAAAAUACAAAUUUAUCACGUACCAUUA
Apis cerana (Asiatic honeybee) is the source of this 5211-nucleotide messenger RNA. RefSeq names its product lachesin. The record is from RefSeq and is a predicted model, not a curated record. Lineage: Eukaryota; Metazoa; Arthropoda; Insecta; Hymenoptera; Apidae. Gene Ontology annotation, cellular component: neuron projection.